AUGUCUUCGUUGGGGAGGAUGUUUAGCGUCCUCCGUGGCAGCUCUCAGCUCAUUAGACGCGGUCCACGAAGGAUAAUGACGAGAAAGGCAGGUGGUGGUCCACACAUCGAGCCACAGUACAGGCAAUAUCCUCAACUCACCAAGAAGCAAAAGUUAGAGUCUGAGUUCAUCAGCGGUGCCAUGUGGUUCUGGAUCCUCUGGCACAUGUGGCACGACUCCGAUGCAGUGCUGGGUCAUUUUCCUUGGCCCGAUGCUUCCCAGUGGACAGACGAGGAGCUUGGAAUUCCAGCAGAUGACGAGGAAUAA
Molecule: messenger RNA, 306 nt
Organism: Nerophis lumbriciformis (worm pipefish)
Lineage: Eukaryota; Metazoa; Chordata; Actinopteri; Syngnathiformes; Syngnathidae
Source: RefSeq, a predicted model, not a curated record